AUGGGACGAAAAAAAAUUCAAAUAUCGAAAAUUACGGAUGAACGUAAUCGUCAAGUGACAUUUACAAAACGAAAAUUUGGUUUAAUGAAAAAAGCUUAUGAAUUAAGUGUUCUAUGUGACUGUGAAAUAGCUUUAAUUAUAUUUAAUUCAUCAAAUAAACUCUUUCAAUAUGCAUCAACGGAUAUGGAUAAGAUUCUACUUAAAUAUACAGAAUAUAAUGAACCACAUGAAAGUCGAACAAACAAUGAUAUUGUACAGAUUCUUAAUAAGAAAGAAUCAAAACAUCUCGAUCAGAACGAUAGUGAUAAUGAUAUGGAAGAUGAAAGUGCUACUGAAAUGGAUAGUAAUCAUCCACUUCCAUCCCAUCAUCAAACACAUCAUCAACAUCAUUUAGAUAUACCAUUAAAUGAUUCUAAAAAACGAACAAAUAACGAUAUUCAAUCUCAUCAAGUUGGUAAUUAUCACACGACUUUAUCAAUGGUAAAUGGUAUUAAUCAGCAAACUCCACAACAGCAAAGUUAUCUAUUAGUACAUGGAACACCUGGAGUUGAUGCUUCAUCAUCACCAUCACCACAAUCGACAUAUUCACCACAAAGUUCUCCGAGUGAAUCGCGUACGAGUCCAAGCGUAACAAAUAAACAACAACAAUCAUCAUCAUCAAGUUUAAAUAAUAAAUUUUCAAUGAAUCCAAAUAGUGGAGCAACAUUAUCGUCUGCUUCAUCACGUGUCACAUCUCAUCAUAAUGAUUCGACAGGAGGGGGUGGAGUAACGACAAAUCGUCUCAGUGCUGAUUUUUCACUUAAUACAGCCAGUGGUGGCGGCGGUGGUGGUGGUGGUGGAAAUAUCGGUGCAAAUGAAAGUAAUAAUUUUCUUCCAUGGCAUACGUCGUCGCAUUCGUCCUUGGCAGCUGCCCUACAAAUGAACACGUUACCAUUAGGAAUGAUGAAUUAUGAUAUGCAACAAGCACUAUGUGGUCCUCCAUCCACAGUAAAUAAUAAUAAUUCAGCUCGUGCUAGUCCACAUUUAUAUCAUCAACAAUCACAUCAUCAUCAACAACAACAACAGCAACAACAACAACUUCUUCAUCUAUCUCAACAACAACAUCAUAAUCGUCUGAAAACUGAACCAUUUUCACCAUCUAUGCCACUUGGUACAGGGAAUAAUCGUUCUUCAACAUUAGAAACAAAUUCAGGUUCAAAUACAUCAUUAUCAAAAAAUUCAAAUCCUUCACAACAACAUCAAUCACUAGCAUUGCUACAACGAUCCAAUGAUUAUGCUCAGUCAUCAUGUCCUGAACCUUUACUCAAGCAUGCUCGUUUUGAUCAUACUGUUUGGCCUAAUACAAGUUAA
Adineta steineri is the source of this 1350-nucleotide messenger RNA. NCBI's taxonomy places the organism in Eukaryota, Metazoa, Rotifera, Eurotatoria, Adinetida, Adinetidae. The record is from the annotation of a GenBank genome assembly.